AUGUACGAAAGUGGCCUUUCUCCGGAUGGCAAGAAGUCGUCUUAUGAGUUUGCAAGCUACAAGGAUCUACCUACAUUUUUGGAUAUAUAUAACAAACUCCCGAACCCUUACAGAUGCUUUUUCGAGCAAAUCCGAGAAGGAAAUCCCUGUUGUGAGUACUACGACAUUGACUGGAAACUUACUACGACCUCCAAGGGAAACACCGAUCCUCCUUCACUCGAAGACGGCGCUAGUCCACUCGUCCCUAGCGAGGGCAUCGAUGCUAUUGCGCAACUUGAAAGACGAGUGUUUGGUGAGUUUCUUGCUGCUCGCAACCAAUAUGCACCGAAAUAUCCCAUCACCGAGAAUCAAUGCCGAAUCUUGACUUCAUCCACUCAUAAAAAGAUAUCAUUGCAUGUCAUGAUACCAACGUACACAUUCGAGAACAAUCACAGACACCUUUGGACAUUCCUGCUUGAUUUUUUCAAGGAUAUCAAAGCUGACCAGGAUCAGAAUGAAGGUAAUCUGCUCAAGUACAUUGAUUCAGGUGUAUACUCAAGAAGCAGAAGCAUCCGAUGUCUCGGAAGCUCGAAACGUAGAGACAUAACCAGACGUUUCAUCCGUACCCCAUGGCAUCAGCCAUCUAUGCAUGCAUUGGAUGCAGAAUUUUUCAUCACCAAUGUUCAGCCCAAUAGUAUCAAAGUGGAAAAAUCUCCAGCUGCCGACAGGUUCUCAAGGCGCCAGCGUAACCAGAUACCGUCAACUUCAGCAGCACUUGGAGAUGCAUCUAGAGAUAUGACAUUACCACACCAGUUGUCCGUAUCUGUCGUCUCUGAUGCUGUACAUAGAAUAUUUGCACAACACAAGCAUGCAAACCUAUACAGAAUACAGUAUGAUGGCCAAGGCGGGAUCUAUAAGCUGCAACGAGUUCAAUCUGGUCAAUGCGAUGUAUGCAAGAGAAGACACGACAACGAGAAUGGCUAUCUUCAAGUGAGUCGAAAUGGAAGAGUGACGCUGUAUUGCUACAGAGCUAUUGCCGAGGGUUUAUCCCGCAAUAUCCUCGUCGGGGAAUUGGAUUUCGGCGAAAAGAUUGUCCUGAGACAACAUCUUGCUACGUUGGACACAGAUCAGCACUUGCAUCCAGGCGAAGUGUAUGCGUCACCCUACAUCAAAUACCACAAAUCACCGAUGAGUCUCUUGAUAAGGAGCGAGACUGGCACUGGAAAAACGACAUUCUUGGAGCAGUUUAUUCAAAUGAACCCAAAGUUGACGUAUCUUGCAAUAUCUCCAAGACAGACACUAGCCUCCAGUCUAGAGAAGAGACUCGGGUUUAAAAGCUAUUUGGAUUUUCCCUCCACUUAUAUCAAAGGUCAGAAGAUUGUCAUACAAGCCGAAUCUUUACAUAAACUGGAUCUUGCAUACUACACCAUGGAUGUUGUUCUGGUUCUGGAUGAAGUGUCAUCUAUCUUUGAUCAGAUGACAAGUGUCGCCACCAUGAGGGGCUUCCACAAGGCCAAUAAUGAUAUAUUACGAGACUUCAUUAAGGUAUCCAGGAAGGUGAUUGCCUUGGAUGCUGAUCUAACAGACCGAGACGUUCAGGUCAUCAAGGAGCUUCGAGAUGAUGUCCACAUUAUCCAUAAUACAUUCAAGCCACAGCAAGGAGAUCUCGUCUCUCUUUAUGAGAAUGAGGCUUCUCUGAAGUUAAAGGUUAUUAACUUAGUCAAGUCUGGAAAGAAAGUGUGGAUAUGUAGCACACAGAAGGCUGAAGAUGCUGAAAGUUUACAUAGUGAAUUGAAGAUAUGGGGUUCAUUGGGAUUUGGGCUUGAUUGUAACAUGCAACACUUUGAUUAUGUUGCAGGAUUUUUCAUGUCACAAAGUAAAGUCAAUGUAGAGACAUGUAGGCAAAUGCUCAGAAGAGUACGGCACGUCCAGCAAAAAGAAUACCUUGUCUAUAUCAGCAAUUCAAUAAACAAUCUUCCAACAACACACAACGAAAUAGUCAAGUAUCUUUGCAGCCAAGAGGUUCAAAUCAAGGGAUGCGCUAUGGAUACGAAUGGCUUUCCGCUUGAUCUGAGGGUAGGGCAAGGUCCUGGAGUGAAGCAUGAUGUUGGCGAUAUUUACUACACAAUAUUCAUCAAUGCACUGAUAAAGAAGCAUCUAUCAAUGAAUGAUUUUCUUCAGCGUUUCAUUGCUCAAAUGGUUCAGGCUGGCUGCAGAGUUGUUGGGCUAUCUAAUCAGCCCAAGGACCUUAAGGUUUCUGAAUCUCUGAAACAGAGGACAGCCACCCUACUUCAAGCCAAGUAUACAGGGAUAUCGGAGGCCAAGGUAAUUGAUUACGAAGAAUUACUACGACUGGAAACAAGGUCAGACCUUUCUACUGAAGAGUAUUACGCAGUACAAAAAUUCAGGAUUAUGGACGCCUACGGCAUUGAGGACCCAUCUAUCCUUACGCCUGAAUGGGUGCAGACCUACAGUAACCCAAAAGAGAUGAAGGUCUUUCAGAAUCUGCGAGCCUUGAAGAACGACCCAGAGUUGAAGAUGACAAAGCAGAGCGACUCGUAUCCUCUGGGGAAAGAUCAAGAAAGGAGGGACACUGGCGCCAUACUACAUAGACUACAUCAUUCAAAGUAUACCAAACUAAAGUAUGCAAAAGACAUCCUCUUUGCCUGUGGUUAUGACUCCCCAUUUGAUCCCAAAUGUAGAGCAUCCACUGCUCUCAAAUCAAGCCUGGAUGAGCAAUGGGAAUCGCUAUCGUCAAACAUGCGGAAUAUUUGCACACAACUUCUAAUCCCGUACCCAUCUCAUAGCAACUGGAACUUCAGAAACCGGCAGAACUUUGUCAACUCUGUCUUGAAUGAGGUUUUUGGUAUUCAUAUAGUUGGAACUAACAAGAAAGCCACAAGCUAUCAUAUAAAAUACAUGAGGGAAGUAGGGAAGAAUUGGGAAGGUUUCUUCAAUGAUGGAACUAAAUGAAUACAA
Molecule: messenger RNA, 2958 nt
Organism: Lobosporangium transversale
Lineage: Eukaryota; Fungi; Mortierellomycota; Mortierellomycetes; Mortierellales; Mortierellaceae
Product: origin of replication binding protein-domain-containing protein
Exons: 2
Coding region: 1-2952 (983 amino acids)
Biological process (GO): DNA replication
Molecular function (GO): ATP hydrolysis activity; DNA replication origin binding; ATP binding
Source: RefSeq, a predicted model, not a curated record